GCCCAUCUCCUGCCUGCCAUCCGAUCCUAACCCGGUCUUAUUCGCUGACUCAGUGCCUUAAGAAGCAUUACCGUCCACCUGACCUGAGCUGCAGCAUCCUCCGCUGAGAAAUACAACCAUCAUGGCUAAAACAGCAACCGCAUACAAAGAGAAGAUGAAGGAGCUGUCUGUCCUGUCCCUCAUCUGUUCCUGCUUCUACCCAGAGACACGCAAUAAGCUUGUCUGUGAGUUUGAAGACAUGGAGGUGAAAUCCAUAAACAAGCGGGCCUCAGGCCAGGCCUUUGAGGUGAUCCUCAAGCCUCUGUCUCCAGUGUCAGAUGCAGCCCACAGCCUCCCUUCACCCCCCAAGAGGGAUAUCUCUUUGGAUGACAUCCAGAAGAAACUGGAAGCUGCUGAGGAACGGAGGAGGUCCCAGGAAGCCCAGGUGCUGAGGGCUUUGGCAGAGAAGCGAGAGCACGAAAGGGACGUGUUGAUGAAGGCCAUGGAGGAGAACAGCAACUUCAGCAAGAUGGCCGAGGAGAAGCUCCAGCUGAAGAUGGACCAGAUCAAGGAGAACCGCGACGCCCACCUGGCGGCCAUGAUAGAACGUCUGCAUGAGAAGGAGAGACAUGCAGCUGUGGUGCGCAGGAACAAAGAGAUGCGGGAAGAGCUGACAGCAUGAGCCAUGCCGAGUCCCAACUUCCAUGGUCCAUCUACGUCCCUCCAUCCAACCCCCUCCUUUAGCCCUGCCCUCACCCUCUCCAGAGCAGACACCCGACCCUGGAGGCCGAGAGGUGGAGGACCUCACCGUCACAUUACACCACCCCACACCAUUAUGCUCACCACCGCCAUCAGUAUUAUCAGUGGGUACAAACAUGGAUAACACUCCUGAGAAUUGAAUGGAUUUCUUGAUUUUAGAGAAAAUGUGAGAGUAUGAUUAUUAUUUUGUAAAUACUUUUUUUUUUAAUUCUUUCUAUCUGUCCAUCUAUCUGUCUAUCUCUAUCUGUCUAUCUCUAUCUAUCUAUCUAUCUAUCUAUCUAUCUAUCUAUCUAUCUAUCUACCUAAGUGAUGGUUGAGAGGUGAAGUGCAUACUGAGGAAUCUCAUGUACUGCACUGUACAAUUUCAAACAUUUGGUUUGUUAUUGACUAAUGUUUUGGUUCUUGAAAUUUGAAUCUACAACCAUUUUCUUGUGAAAGCCUUCGGUGUUGUGAGUUGGUUGUAGACUGACGUUUGCAGUGUUUCCUGAUGAUGUCAUGACGAUGUUUCUGUGUCCUUGUGAAGAAUGAUGGUUGGUGUACCUAGACUACAGACUCCUCAAGAUAUCAGCGUAUCCCGUCUUUAUCUCCACACACAAACAUGCUCACUGUCGACACGCACGCUUGGAACUCAUGUUAACAAUACGCCAAACCCACAGAUUCAAAAGUGUCCACUUCUUCUGAAAUGAGCUUGAUAAUGAACUUGAUAGGUGCUUCAUUGUUAUUAAGAAUGUCUUUGCCCAACUGGAGCAAACGUUUAUACACUUGCAUAUUCCUACUUACCCUGACAACAGCAUCUCCUAAUGAAUCCAUCUUUAGCUGAAUCAGUUACUCUGUUAUGUACACACUAUUUGGAGAUUAAUCUCUUGAAUGUUAUCACACCACACUGGUUCCAUACAUAGUCUUGGACAGUGGAAUGUGCUGUUGCUCCCACCUUGAUAUUGAUAGUAUGUCUGUGUGGAUGUGUGUGAAUGCGUAUUUAAAGUGAGGCAUCAUUAGCAUCUUCUCUCUGUAGGGGGUUAGAUAGAGAAUGGAUGCAGGAUGCUUUACAUUCAGCACACUGAACUAAUCUCUUUUUAAUAUACAGUACCACAGAUAUCUGCCUGCAUCCUCUGCUGCCUGUGUUUCUCCUCCAUAUUUCUCUGUGAAAGCUUUGCUGAAUAAAGGUUUGGGGUUCUGUGAACAUGGCAUGCACCAUCUAAUACUUUCCUGUGCAAAAACGAUAAGGAAAAAUGUAAACUGCCAAAUAAAAGAACCAAUUACCUACA
Molecule: messenger RNA, 2003 nt
Organism: Myripristis murdjan (pinecone soldierfish)
Lineage: Eukaryota; Metazoa; Chordata; Actinopteri; Holocentriformes; Holocentridae
Gene: stmn2a
Product: stathmin 2a
Exons: 5
Coding region: 122-661 (179 amino acids)
Biological process (GO): microtubule depolymerization; neuron projection development; regulation of microtubule polymerization or depolymerization
Cellular component (GO): neuron projection; cytoplasm; growth cone
Molecular function (GO): tubulin binding
Source: RefSeq, a predicted model, not a curated record